AACUCCCAGUGGUUUUUGUGACUUGGAGUAAGAACCACAGUCCAAGAACCACAGUCCGUGGCCUUUGUGACUUGGACCUCCUGUUCUUACCUCCUGUCUCCCUCCCUCACUGCUCAGCCCCAAGAGCCUCCUUGCAGUUCCUCUAACACCCCUCUCUCCCUCGCCCCCCAAGAGCCUUUGUGUUUGCUGUUCCCUUUGCAGGAAUGCUUUUCCCCCAGAUAUCUGCAGGGUGCAAUCCCUCUAGCCUUCAGAUCGUAUUUAAUUGUUUUUUCCUAACAAUACCUUCCCUAACCAUUGUGCUUUAAAUUGCAAAAAUACUACUUACUCGCUUCCUUGUUUUUUCUUAUCACUAACAUACUAAAUGUCUUAUUUAGAAUAUAUGCUUUACAAGGGCAGACUUUCUGCCUCUUAUUCACUGCUGUCCUCUUGGUACCUGGAACCAUGUCCAAUACAGAGUUAAAAAAAAAAUAAAGUUGCCAUGGAGUCAAUUCCAAUUCAUAGCAACUGUAUAGGAUAGAGUUGAACCACCUCAUAGCGUUUUCAGCACUGUAAUCUUUACGGAAGCCAACUACCACACAUCUUUCUCCUGCAGAGCCUGGCUUCGAACCACUGCUGACCUUUUGGUUAGCAGCUGAGUGCUUAACCACUGUGCCACCAGGUCUCCUUUUAACACAGAGUAGUAAUCCAUAAAUGUUUGUUGAAUAAAUGAGUGGAUGCUUAAAUCCAGAAGAAUAAACUGAAUUUAUUUGAUAAAGACAAGCAGACACAGAUAAACCAGGGUAAUGAGGAUUCAGAUCAGGAGAAAGGAGUGGGAAGCAGCUCUUUGAGCCUGGAGAAAGCCUGGGGGAGUGGGAGGAUUGGGGGGUUCUUAUAUCUGUGUCUUGAGGAUGAGUAGAUUGGGGGAGGAGUUCUGGGUAGGAGUCUCUCAAUAGGCACCUCCUAAUUCUGUCUCCUGUAUCAGCUCUCUUCCUUGGUUCCCCUUGAUUACCUGUCAUUUCUUAUUUGGGGAAGUGGAGUUGUCCUUUCUGCCAGUCUCCUGAGCUCCAGGCUGGAGGCUCCUUUUUCCAGCAACUGUGUCCCUAGCCUAUUGUGAUGAUGGCUGUUGUGAUGUAGAGCGCUCUGGUCUCCUAGGAACCCCUGAGGCCCAGCCACCAUGGGUUGCCCAGUCUCCUGGCCAAGGUUGAAACCAGGCGUGCAUUGGGCCUACCCCUGUGCCCCACCCCCAGAGUCAUGCCAGCGUGGGUGGUGGGGCAUUCUUUGGGAUGGAUGACCUGGAUCCCUUAGCCAUCUGUGUUCUGUUUGAGGAACGGGACCCUCAAACAGACAGCAGCCAAGAUGAUGAGGCGGGUGUGUGCUUGGGGCAGGCUCUGCAGCCCUUGGUCUGGGACUCAGCUGCCAUUCACUGGGGGCCCAGGACAGGGGCAGAUCACAUGGCUUUGCCAGGUGGCCCCAGCUGGGCAAAUAGGCAGAGGAGGACUUGUAGUGAGGUGACAACUCUUCAGCGGCUAAGAUGUGAUAUUUCUGUUUCUUUGCUGCCUCCUCCACUUUUCUAGAACUGUUACUUCUCUAAUGCUGUUUUCAUUUCUCCCGGUGCUUUAGCUCCUGGGGUCUCCAUAGGAGGGGGAGAUGGGGUCAGGUCCCUGAGAUGGCUGAUGUCCUAUCCUGUCCCUUCAAGCAGCGGCCUCAGGAGACUCCCUUCUUAGUGCUACUUGUGCCUUCUCAGUUUGCAGAUCUCCAGGGGAGCCCGCCAGCGUGGCCAGCAUGGCCUCCGAAGACAUUGCCAAACUGGCGGAGACGCUGGCCAAAACCCAGGUGGCCGGGGGACAGCUGAGUUUCAAGGGCAAGAGCCUCAAACUCAACACUGCAGAAGAUGCUAAAGAUGUGAUUAAAGAGAUUGAAGACUUUGAUGGCUUAGAGGCUCUGCGCCUGGAGGGCAACACGGUGGGUGUGGAAGCUGCCAAGGUCAUCGCCAAGGCCUUGGAGAAGAAAUCGGAGUUGAAGCGAUGCCACUGGAGUGACAUGUUCACAGGGAGACUGAGGUCCGAGAUCCCCCCAGCCCUGAUCUCACUUGGGGAGGGACUUAUCACUGCCGGGGCCCAGCUGGUGGAGCUGGACUUGAGCGACAAUGCCUUCGGGCCUGAUGGCGUGCGCGGCUUCGAGGCCCUCCUCAAGAGCUCUGCCUGCUUCACCCUGCAUGAGCUCAAGCUCAACAACUGCGGCAUGGGCAUCGGCGGAGGCAAGAUCCUGGCAGCAGCUCUGACUGAGUGUCACCGCAAGUCCAGUGCCCAAGGCAAGCCUCUGGCCCUAAAGGUCUUUGUGGCUGGCAGGAACCGUCUGGAGAAUGAUGGAGCCACUGCCUUGGCAGAAGCUUUUGGGAUCAUCGGGACUCUGGAGGAGGUCCAUAUGCCCCAGAAUGGGAUCAAUCACCCCGGUGUCAUGGCCCUGGCCCAGGCCUUCGCCAUCAACCCCCUGCUGCGGGUCAUCAACCUCAAUGACAACACCUUCACUGAGAAGGGGGCUGUGGCCAUGGCCGAGACCCUGAAGACCUUGCGACAAGUGGAGGUGAUCAACUUCGGGGACUGCCUGGUGCGCUCCAAAGGUGCUGUUGCCAUUGCAGAUGCCGUCCGUGGGGGCCUGCCCAAACUGAAGGAGCUGAACUUGUCAUUCUGUGAAAUCAAGAGAGAUGCUGCUCUGGCCAUUGCUGAGGCCGUGGGGGACAAGGCUGAGCUGGAGAAGCUGGACCUCAACGGCAACACCCUAGGAGAAGAAGGCUGUGAGCAGCUUCAGGAAGUUCUGGAUGGCUUCAACAUGGCCAAAGUGCUGGCAUCCCUCAGUGAUGAUGAAGGUGAGGAUGAUGAGGACGAGGAGGAGGAGGAAGGAGAGGAGGAGGAAGAAGAAGAUGAAGAGGAGGAGGAGGAAGAGGAAGAGGAGGAAGAAGAGCCACAGCAGCAAGGGCAAGGAGAGGAGUUGACCACACCCUCAAGGAAGAUUCUGGACCCUAACAGUGGCGAACCAGCUCCUGUGCUGUCCUCCCCGCCCCCCGUGGACGUCUCCACCUUCCUCGCUUUCCCCUCUCCAGAGAAGCUCCUGCGCCUGGGCCCCAAGAGUUCCCUGUUGAUAGCCCAGCAGACCGACACAUCUGAUCCAGAGAAGGUGGUCUCUGCCUUCCUGAAGGUGUCUUCUGUGUUCAAGGACGAAGCCACAGUGAGGAUGGCUGUGCAGGACGCAGUAGAUGCCUUGAUGAAGAAGGCCUUCAGCUCAUCCUCCUUCAACUCCAAUGCCUUCCUCACCAGGCUCCUCAUCCACAUGGGUCUGCUAAAGAGUGAAGACAAGGUCAAGGCCAUUGCCAACUUGUACGGCCCCCUGAUGGCUCUGAACCACAUGGUGCAGCAGGACUACUUCCCCAAGGCCCUUGCUCCCCUGCUGCUGGCGUUCGUGACCAAGCCCAAUGGUGCCCUGGAAGCCUGCUCCUUUGCCCGUCACAACCUGCUGCAGACGCUGUACAAGGUCUAGAUGGGAAGCCAGCCUCUCCUGUCCCUCAACCUGGACAACGGCUUGGGGAAGGGGCUUGGACGAACUGAGCUACAGCCCAGCCCUUUCUUCAGACAGGACUCUGGUCGGAGGCAUGGAGAGUCUUUGUCUCAUGUGUCAUGUCGUCCUGAGUGUGUGCUGUGUGGGUGCAUGGCGGUGUGUUGCCUGUUGGGCAUGGGUUCUUAACGUCUCCCUGCUGGACUGGCCCUGGUCCUGCCUUAGGGGAGCUGCCGCCAGGGGCGGGGGCAGGAGCUGUGAGUUGCUCUGCUGUUAAACUCACAGCCAUCUGAGGACGCUCUGCUCGUCUGUGCCUCAGGGUCAAGGCCCCGGUGGCUGUCCCUGCCCACCUUGCCUUCCCCUCCCCGUGGGUUACCCCCAAGCCUGGGGAGUUGCUGUCUGUAUGCUGUCCCUGCUGUGUUGUGGUGGGGCCAUCCUGCCCUACCUGGGCCGCUCGGCACUGUCUCUGCUUCCUGUCACCAAGCCCUGGCCCUGCAGUGACUGCUGUCCCCACCAUCCAUCCCUGCUGUGCAGGCAGCUUGGCCUAAGGAGCAGAGACUUCCAGGUGGGGUGUGGGGGGUGUCAGCAGAGGGCAGGAUCCUAGCCCCAUGCCGUAUGGACAGGAAGAGAAACCAGGGGGCAGACCCCAGACCGUCCAGGAGUGGGAGCUGCCUGGCACUGCACUGGCUCCAGCCCAGUGGCCUCCCCAGACUGCUGGCUGAGCAAUGUGUGGUGGGCACCUUGGCAGGCCCAGUCCUGUUCUCCAGCCUGAGAGGGGCAGGACCCCUGCUGCCUGAGCUGCAUCUUGGGCUGCUCCCAAAGGGCCCCCUGGGGCAUGGGAGGGGUAGGGGCUGGACUGGGUGAAGAUGCCCUGGGACCCCCCCUUAGCAGCCCCAGGGCCCAUGUGCUUUCCCCUUUGUCCUCUUUACGUGUCUAGGCUGUGCA
Trichechus manatus latirostris (Florida manatee) is the source of this 4473-nucleotide messenger RNA. It is a transcript of the gene RANGAP1, whose product is annotated as Ran GTPase activating protein 1. Gene Ontology annotation, cellular component: cytosol; nucleus; perinuclear region of cytoplasm. NCBI's taxonomy places the organism in Eukaryota, Metazoa, Chordata, Mammalia, Sirenia, Trichechidae. The transcript has 15 exons. Gene Ontology annotation, molecular function: GTPase activator activity; small GTPase binding. The record is from RefSeq and is a predicted model, not a curated record. Gene Ontology annotation, biological process: activation of GTPase activity; nucleocytoplasmic transport; signal transduction. The coding region runs from base 1762 to 3513 and encodes 583 amino acids.